CCGCCCCGCCCGACAUCUCUGCCCCCCUCACGGAUCGUGCGAGCUCCCGCGUUCCGGCGACGCUGCGCAAGCGGUUCCCGGCUGCCGCUUGGUUGUGGUCCCGGUUUUGCUCUAGAACGCCGCCUCCCUGGAGGCCCGCGCGCUCCCCCACUUCCUGCUCCGGCCCAUUUCCCGCGCUCGGCUUGAAGAUUCCGUCCCGCCCAGGAGGCAGAGCUCGUGUCCAGCCAGCCGCAGAGGAACCACGGGUUCCGCCCCCCGCGAAGUUUUGGAGUUGUAAUUGACAGAAGUCGUACAGGGGACAGGAUUUAGUCUUCCCAUACUCCUGAUCCAAUGAAGAGAAAAUGGGAAGCAACACUGAAGCAGAUUGAGGAGCGAGCAUCCCAUUAUGAGAGGAAACCGUUGUCCUCGGUGUACAGACCGAGGUUGUCCAAGCCAGAAGAACCACCUUCCAUUUGGAAACUGUUUCAUCGGCAAACUCAGGCUUUUAAUUUUGUUAAAAGCUGUAAACAGGAAGUUCAUGUAUUUGCUUUGGAAUGCAAAGUGGGUGAUGGACAGCGUAUUUACCUCGUAACAACCUAUACUCAACUUUGGUUUUAUUAUAAAUCCCGAAGAAAUCUCUUACACUGCUAUGAAGUCAUUCCUGAAAAUGCUGUGUGCAAGCUUUAUUUUGAUUUGGAAUUUAACAAACUUGCCAAUCCAGGAGCUGAUGGGAAAAAGAUGGUUGCAUUACUCAUUGAGCAUGUUUGUAAAGCACUUCAAGAGUUUUAUACAGUUAACUGUUCAGCUGAAGAUGUUCUCAACUUGGAUUCUAGCACUGAGGAAAAAUUUAGCCGCCAUUUAAUAUUUCAACUCCAUGAUGUGGCAUUUAAAGAUAAUAUUCAUGUUGGUAAUUUUGUGCGAAAAAUCUUGCAGCCUGCUUUUCACUUAAUUGCCAGUGAAGAUGAGGAUAUGACCCCAGAGACGACGGGCCGUGAAUUUACCCAUUUUUCUGAAACACCAAGUGAACAAGAAACUUGCUUUAGUAAAAUGUCCACAGAUAACAACGUAGGAGAGAGCCGGACAUCGAAUUCAGAGAAAUUGGGGAGGCUGGGGUCAGCUCAGCAAAGCAGUCCUGAUCUUUCAUUUUUAAUAGUGAAGAAUGACAUGGGAGAAAAGCGUCUUUUCGUGGAUCUGGGAGUUUACACAAGGAAUAGAAACUUUCGACUGUAUAAAUCAUCAAAACUAGGAAAGUAUGUGGCUUUGGAAGUUGCUGAAGAUAACAAAUUUUCUCCUAUACAAUCGAAGAAUAUUUCGAAAGAAAAUCAAUACUUCCUGUCUUCUUUGGUCAGCAAUGUCAGGUUCUCAGAUGCUUUACGAAUUCUGACAUGUGACAUACCUCAAAGUAAACAGCGAGUUCAGUGUUUCAGUCGUACCAGUACUUCAGUAGAAACCAUUGAAGGUUUUCAGUGUUCACCUUACCCUGAAAUUGAUCAAUUUGUUCUCUCACUGGUGAAUAAAAAUGGCAUUAAAGGAGGAAUUCGGCGGUGGAACUACUUUUUCCCAGAAGAAUUGUUGGUUUAUGACAUUUGUAAAUACCGCUGGUGUGAAAACAUUGGAAGAGCCCACAGGAGUAAUAAUAUCAUGAUUUUGGUUGACCUGAAAAAUGAAGUUUGGUAUCAAAAAUGUCAUGACCCUGUCUGCAAAGCAGAAAACUUCAAAUCUGACUGCUUUCCACUCCCUGCUGAAGUAUGUCUUCUGUUUCUUCUCAAAGAGUGUUAUGGUUAAAAUGAAAGUUACCUGCUAGAGCUGCUUGAGUUUAUAAUCUAGGUAACUCUCUGGUACGUAGUCAACUUUAAAAACAUCUCUCCUGAAAAAAUUUAUACUGAAAUGGUAGAAACCUCCUUGAUCUGUAGGAGCUGGAUAUAAAAUACCUGAUCGCCAGUCUCUAGGUUAAAAAGUGUUUUCAAAGAACCAAACUUUGUCUCUGAGAAUAUUUCAUCCUAGUUUAUUUGAAGUGUUAUUUUGAUAAAUGGCUGUGGUUUUAGUGGGUUUCUGAAAGUUUUUUUUUUUCCUGCUAAUCCAAUAAUACCUUGAAAACACCAAAUUGUAAGUACCUUUGGUGUCCAGUAUUACCACUGCUUGGAUUUAACUUAUUUUAGCUUUUUACUUAAAAACUGAAUGAUAGGUUUAUUAUACUGUUUAACAGUUAACACUUUUAGUAUUUUAAGCUAAACUCCAGUGUUACUGAUAUUUGCCUGUUUUCUAUUGCAAUGAAAGAGUUUUAACCUGCAGAAAUGCUGCAGAAGAACAAGGAACCCUCCUGUGCGCCUUUUCUUGAUUGGUUCUUAAACACUUGGCCACACUUGUUUUCUCCCGCUACUGUACACAUGACACAUUAUUUUUGAUGAAUCUUG
Bubalus bubalis (water buffalo) is the source of this 2393-nucleotide messenger RNA. RefSeq names its product primase and DNA directed polymerase (gene PRIMPOL). Gene Ontology annotation, biological process: mitochondrial DNA replication; replication fork processing; DNA replication, synthesis of primer. NCBI's taxonomy places the organism in Eukaryota, Metazoa, Chordata, Mammalia, Artiodactyla, Bovidae. Gene Ontology annotation, cellular component: nucleus; mitochondrial matrix. The record is from RefSeq and is a predicted model, not a curated record. The coding region runs from base 331 to 1764 and encodes 477 amino acids. The transcript has 13 exons. Gene Ontology annotation, molecular function: chromatin binding; DNA-directed DNA polymerase activity.